Homalodisca vitripennis (glassy-winged sharpshooter) is the source of this 319-nucleotide messenger RNA. RefSeq lists its product as uncharacterized. The transcript is spliced from 4 exons. The record is from RefSeq and is a predicted model, not a curated record. The coding region runs from base 1 to 297 and encodes 98 amino acids. Lineage: Eukaryota; Metazoa; Arthropoda; Insecta; Hemiptera; Cicadellidae.
AUGAUAUCUUUUACAGCAUCGACUGGUGGAGAAGGAUCAGAGAACGAAGAGGAUGACAAGGACGGGGAGAGUGACGCAGACAGUGAGGAGGCUCGUCUGAGAGCUGCCAGGCUGAAGCAGAUGGUACAGGCCGGUCCAGGACCUCUGCUAGCUCAGAUGGAGAUUUCAUCUAGUCAAAACGACUUUUUCAAGAUGCUGGAUGAAAAAAUAGAAAAUGGUCCGGACUACGACUCAGACUGCGAGUAUGAGAUCGCGAUGGAGCAUGCGCGGCUAUGCCGGCUCCUGGGGUACUAUUAAUUGUGAUCAAUGUCUCCAGGGU